Messenger RNA from Arachis ipaensis, 3359 nucleotides. The record is from RefSeq and is a predicted model, not a curated record. NCBI's taxonomy places the organism in Eukaryota, Viridiplantae, Streptophyta, Magnoliopsida, Fabales, Fabaceae.
UGGGGUGGCCCCUUGUCUUUAUCCUUGUCUCCGUUCCCUUCUCUCUUCUCUUCUGUUCUCUUCUGGUGCACUUCAUAGCCCAAUAGAAAAAAGCAAAUAACAAAUGAAAUUGGCUUCAACGAAUGAAUGAAAAGUGUUGUGGUGCUGGUACCCUUAACUUUCCUUCUCAUUAAAAAAAAUCCCACUUCCCUCGCAAUUUAAAAACGUCUCUUCUUUCCUCGCCGCAAAUGCACUUCGCGGUUCCCAUUCAAAACCCUCCUUUCUUUACUUCCGUUCUUUCUCUUGAGCUUCAAGAAUAAACUAAUAUCUAACCAAUCAAGUGAGUGAGUGAGUGGCUGGCUGAAUUGGUAAUUUCAGCCAGCCAAUCAGGAACUGACACAUGGAAACUGCACCCGCUUGCUUCUUCUGCGGUGGAAUCCCUGCAACUGCAACUGCCACAGCGACAUCAACUCCGAAUUCUGUGCCUUUCCGUUGUGCCGUUAGAGUUCCCUUCUCUUCUUCGUUUGCCUCGCUCUGCCUGUUAGCUCGUACCAGGCACGGCGGCGGCGGCGGCGGCGCUUCUGUUUUCCGCUCUUUGUUCUCGUCGUCGUCUUCUUCGUCGGUCUCCGGCCUCGGCCUAAUUCGAAGCGCCGCUAACAGCGAAACGAAGCUCCCGGCUCCAAGGAACGCUAAACGAAGUAGAAGAAGAACGCGGACGCCAACGGUUUCUCCUCCUACUCCUCGGCCUCCGUCUCCGGAGAAAACUAACAGUAACGGUAACGGUAACAGCAAUGGGAAUGGGGAUCCUCUCGGGUGGAAGGAUCUUGGGAAGAGUGUUGUGAGAUGGAUUAGGGAGAGCAUGAGGGCCAUGGCGUUGGAUUUCGCGGCGGCGGAGUUGCAGGGGGAAGUGGAAUUCGGGGAGUUGAGUCAGCGAAUGGGACCUGGUCUGACUUUUGUGAUCGAGGCCCAGCCUUAUCUGAACGCUGUUCCGAUGCCACUUGGGCUUGAAGUGAUGUGCUUCAAGGCCUGCACACACUACCCAACUCUCUUUGAUCACUUCCAGAGGGAGCUUCGGGAGGUUCUCCAGGACCUUCAGAAUAAGUCCUUGCUACAAGACUGGCGCCAAACGCAGUCUUGGAAGCUGCUUAAAACUCUCGCCAAUUCAGCUCAGCAUCGAGCAGUGGCCAGAAAGAUAGCCCAUCCCCUGCCCAGGACUGUCCAAGGUGUUUUAGGAAUGGACUUGGACAAGGUCAAAGCAAUGCAGCAGAGGAUUGAGGAUUUCACCAACCGUAUGUCUGAACUACUCCGUAUUGAAAGGGAUGCUGAAUUGGAGUUCACUCAGGAGGAAUUGGAUGCUGUUCCUAGGCCUCUGGAUGAUGCUUCAGACCCCUCAAGACCGAUUGAGUUCUUGGUUAGCCAUAGCCAGCCUCAGCAAGAACUCUGUGACACCAUUUGCAACUUAACUGCCAUCAGUACCUCUACCGCGCAACUGUGAAGCUCUAAUGCUGCUUCAGAAGAAUGGUUUGCGGAAGAAGAAUCCUUCAAUUGCUGUUGUAGCUACACUUUUUGGAGAAGAGGAAGAUGUUGCAUGGCUUGAGAAGAAUAAUUUUGUUGACUGGGAAGAAGAAAAAUUAAAUGGACUGCUAGAAAAUGAAACAUUCGAUAGUUCUCAGCAGCGAGCAAUUGCAUUGGGUUUGAAUAAGAAGAGACCUGUAUUGGUUAUCCAAGGGCCUCCGGGUACAGGCAAGACUGGUUUGCUCAAGCAACUUAUAGUAUGUGCCGUUCAACAAGGUGAAAGGGUUCUAGUGACGGCACCUACGAAUGCAGCUGUUGAUAACAUGGUUGAAAAGCUUUCAAAUGUUGGAUUAAAUAUUGUCCGAGUUGGAAAUCCUGCUCGUAUUUCAAAAGCUGUGGGAUCAAAGUCUUUAGGUGCAAUUGUAAAUGCAAAGCUUGCAAGUUUUCGAGAAGAGUAUGAAAGGAAAAAGUCAAAUCUAAGGAAGGAUCUAAGACUUUGUUUAAAGGACGAUUCACUAGCUGCAGGCAUACGGCAACUUCUGAAACAGCUGGGAAGGUCUCUCAAGAAAAAAGAAAAACAGACUAUGAAUGAAGUUUUAUCUAGUGCGCAGGUUGUGCUUGCCACUAAUACUGGAGCAGCUGAUCCCUUGAUUCGAAGGCUAGAUGCUUUUGACCUGGUUGUCAUAGAUGAAGCAGGACAAGCAAUUGAACCAUCUUGUUGGAUUCCUAUAUUGCAGGGAAAGCGCUGUAUUCUUGCUGGUGAUCAAUGCCAACUUGCUCCUGUCAUAUUGUCCAGAAAGGCCUUAGAAGGUGGCCUAGGAAUAUCACUACUGGAGAGAGCUACAGCAUUGCACGAAGGGAUUCUAACCACCAGGCUAACAACACAAUACCGUAUGAAUGAUGCAAUUGCUAGUUGGGCCUCAAAGGAGAUGUACGGAGGAUUGUUGAAGUCUUCUGAGUCUGUCUUUUCUCAUCUUCUUGUAGACUCUCCUUUUGUUAAGCCUACUUGGAUAACCCAAUGUCCACUGCUAUUGCUUGAUACAAGAAUGCCAUAUGGAAGUCUGUCGGUUGGUUGCGGAGAGCAUCUGGAUCCAGCAGGAACAGGCUCAUUUUAUAAUGAAGGAGAAGCUGAUAUAGUUCUGCAGCACGUCGUUUCCUUGGUUUAUGCUGGUGUUAACCCAGCUGCCAUUGUGGUGCAGUCCCCUUAUGUCGCUCAAGUGCAGCUUCUGAGGGACAUGCUUGAUGAGGUACCUGAAGCUUCUGGUACUGAGGUUGCAACCAUUGAUAGUUUUCAAGGUCGCGAAGCUGAUGCAGUAAUUUUAUCCAUGGUACGGUCAAACACAUUGGGAGCUGUUGGAUUCCUUGGUGAUAGCAGAAGAAUCAAUGUUGCCAUCACAAGGGCACGCAAACAUGUAGCCGUGGUCUGUGACAGCUCAACAAUAUGCCACAACACCUUCCUGGCAAGACUUCUGCGUCACAUUCGACACUUUGGUCGGGUGAAGCAUGCAGAACCAGGUAGUUUUGGGGGUUCUGGACUAGGGAUGAACCCCAUAUUACCCUCCAUUAAUUAGUGUUGCAUCAAUAGCACUAAUAGUUCAUGGCCUUUCACGUGGCCAAAACUUAUAAUGUAUAUAGCAAUUCUUGAAUUUCAUAUUUGUAUACAAAGUACAGCUUGCGCAUGAAAAAUAGCAAAAUGCUUCAUAGCCAAUAUACAUAUUGGCAAAAUCUGAUAGGAAUACUUAAGUUUUAAAGCAAAUUACUUGUUAGUCACCCCUUGUACUACCAAUUGUGUCGCUUAAUUUUUUGGCGACUAAAAUGCAUUAUAAGACCAAUAUUUUCAUAUAUAAAAGAAAAGUUGCGCAUUU